AUGGUGACCUUUAGGAGCAGCAGCGAUUAUUCUUCCAGUUCUUCGGAAGAGGAUUUCAGACCUUCCACAGUCAAAGCUCGAGCUAAGGAGAAUCGUGAUGCAUCCGUUGACAAUCGACGAGUCACUUAUGAUGGGCUCAGGAAGAGAAAAGCUGAGGAUGACGAGUCGGAGGAUCGUUUACGAAGAAGAGACCGAAUUGAUCGUCGGAUAGCAGCGACCGAGGAGAAGCUCGUCUCCCGUGCUGAGGGUGUAUCUUCAGACUCUGAUGCUUUAGAGGAUGAAUCCAUGUGGGUACCGCUGGAGCAUGAAGUCAAGCCAGACCGGUUCACUAGAGAAAUUGAUAAGUUGGCCCGAACUGAUCUUGAGGCUGAGCGCGAAGAGGAGGAAUGCUGGGACGCCUAUGAAGAGGAUAUUCAUCCAGACUUCCUCAACAUCCCUGAUAGUGAUUCUGAUGAAGAACGCGAAGAUGAUUCAGCAGAAGACGAUGAUGAGCCUGACGAUUCUGACAAAUCCGAUGACUCUGAUGAAUCUGACUGA
Molecule: messenger RNA, 537 nt
Organism: Papaver somniferum (opium poppy)
Lineage: Eukaryota; Viridiplantae; Streptophyta; Magnoliopsida; Ranunculales; Papaveraceae
Product: glutamic acid-rich protein-like
Exons: 1
Coding region: 1-537 (178 amino acids)
Source: RefSeq, a predicted model, not a curated record